GUGUAUGUCACAUAAGCUAAAAGUUUAGACAAAACAAUCCCAAAUCAACUAUCUCAACAUUAACAACUAAAAUUUGAGAUUUAACAAUACUCAUUUUGAUUGAUAGUUUCGGUCAUAUCACAGAUGUAAUCCAUGUAUUGGUUCUACUAAAAAAUAUAAAAAUGAUGAAUUCUAAACAAUACAUGUAUAGUAAAUCUCAACAAAACAAUCGCAACUUUCAAACGACCCCUUGAUCGAAAUGAAAAAAUUCUAUCAAAUAUAAUGUCAUCUCCUAAAAUAAAUCAAAACUCAACAGGGCAAAGAAUACCCACUAAGCAAAGCAGAAGGACAAUUAUUUCACACUACCUCAUUCCCCCCCCCCCUCUCGUUUAAGUAUGUUCUCUCACUCUCUCUUAUGCCUCGUUCACUUGCCAUUUUGUUUUCUGUUUUCUGCUGUGACAACAAAAAUAAAAAAUAAAACAAAUUGUAUAAAAUGUGUUCACUUGCAAUUUCAUUAUCGUUUAAAAAAAUAAUGGGGAAUAAAAGAGGCAGUUGGGCGGAAACAAUAAAACAUCCUUUGCUGGAAAAUGAGAGACGAAUUUCCUCCCGUUGCCCAUUGGGUUAUGCCCCCAUUCCUUUUAAUGAGCCCAUCGUUCGAAUCCCUUUGCCACAUUUUUUCUCUCCUUUUGUUCACUUAGACCAACGACGUCGUUUUGCUAACCCCAGCUCCCAUCCUUCUUCUCCCAGCCUCCCCCAAACUCGACCUCUCCAUCGAACGAAGCUGCUACAGUUCGCCUCUUCUUCCUCUAGCAGAUGGAGAGAAGAUCGAUCCGAUGAACUCCUUCUCUAGUCGGCGAAGCUCCAGCGGCGAAGGACGGGUUUGCUUUGAGAUGCCAGCAGGUAUUACCCUUCCACCGCUAAGUUAAUCAUUCUCAAAGGCUUAGAUCAUCGAGGUCAUAUCAACAGAGGUGUGGAUUAGGAUGGAUGAGACAGUGAUGGCUACACUUGCCCAGCGGAUCGUCAAUAAUCCUCUUUGUUUUUCCAUUUGUUUUUCAUUCGUUUUUCCAUCUCUCACUCUCUUUCUCUCUUUGAGCUUUGUAUCUCACCACUCUCCCUCUUUCCUUCCUCUUUCUUCCCACCGCCUGGAAUUGAGAGAAACCUAGAAACAUCCCAAUUACUUAUCCAAUUUUGCAUUCGAAAAUGCUUCUUCUCCAUUCACAAUCGAAAGUAUGAAUCAGAGGACCUGAAACCUGGCGACCAAAUGGCCGCUUAUUCCUCUCAAAUGACACAUUUCUCCAUAAAACAUGAGUGCACCAAUAUAGAUUAUGUGGUGCUCGCACUUGUGCGCGAGCGCUUGAAGUUUAAGUUAGGUAUGACCCAUGAAGCAUUCAUACUUGUAUAGUGUCGAUCCAUAUACAUUGUCUUCAUGGUAUGCUCUAACUGUGUCAUGCUAGCUCGAUCAUGUGUUUGCGUAUAGUUACAUGCAUUCUAAUAAUUAAGUUUUUACAUAUUCACAACACCAAGAUAAAAACAAUCAUAAAUGCUAAAAUACUACAUUUGAACCAACUACCACCGAUGCCACAAAUAAUAAGUAUAUCUCUAAAUCAUACAUAAAAUAUUUCAAACAUCACAAAUAUUAAGAUUAAAUUAAUUAUUAUAAAGAGUAAAAAUUAUAUUAUGAGGUUAAUUAUAACUUAUUUAUAUGUUAAUGCCCUUAAAUUGAUCAACACACCCAAAAAUGGUAAAAUGAACAUCACAUUAAACCUAAUAUCUUCUCAUUAUUGUCGGAUCCAUUCAUGCUAGAUUAGCAAAAGGUUUAAUGUUUAGCAAUUAACCAGGCUAAAAUUUUAGAUAACCAGUCAAAUAUAGUUUGUACAAAAUAUUAUUGCUUCCUAGUAGUUAUGUAAAUAUAUAUUAAUUAAAGAAUUCUACAUCUCUGUUGCAUAUUUAAUACUACAAUUCGAUAUGCAAUUCAAGCAUUGAAUUUGUGUUGCAAUUUUAAGAUUACCCGUCAUUUUAUAGGUUAUAAAAAAUUAUAAAUCACGUAUUAAACUUUGCUUUUUAGAAUAUUUAAUAGGCUAGCUAAACAUGAUGGAAAGUUCCUAUGCUUUUCAAAUCUUCGCUAAGUGUAUGCAUACAAUUCAAGAAGAUAAAACAAAUUUGUUUAGUGUAAUUGGUUGUGAUUAUUUUUUUUUAAGAGACCAUGGUUCAAAUCUAUAUGUUAAUACCUUUUCAUAAGAAGUAGAUAAAUAAUUGCAAUGAAAAAAACACUCUUCCUACUUUCAGUCUCGUUUCACGAAAUUGGAAAUGAAAAAUCUUAAAACAUUGAAUAUAUCUUAUAGAAAGAUCUUAUUCAACCAGGUAAGAAGGGCAUUUUACCUGAAAUUAUUAUAUCUUAUAGAAGUGAUUAAUUGUGAAAUCGGAACUCAAGUAACAUUUAUUCAAACAUUAAAUAUUAAAUUGUAUGUGUGGUACAGUUUAGAUAAAAGACAUGUGUGUAGCCAAAACAUAGGUCUUUGUGACAUAUAUAGUAACUUUUUGUGACAAAUCUACACAUAAAAUAAAGAUAUAUUUGGCACUAUGACGAAAAAAGAGGUUCGUAGAAUCACUCUCAUGCCACGAAAUUUAAAAGAAGACUCUCAUUUUCCAAUUUUAUCAUUAUAUUAUGUAUAGAUUUGUCACAAAAAAAUGCUAUACUCGUUACAAAGGUCCAUGUUUUGGUUACACUUCUGUAGUUUGUCUAAACUAAACUAAACUACACAUACAAUUUAAUAUUAAUUUUUGAAUAAAUCCUACUUGAGUUCCGAUUUCAGAACUAAUCUCAUUCUAUAAAAUAUGAAUAACUUAAAGAUAAAAUAUAAAUAUAGAAGCAUCAUCACAAACAUAUUCCUAGAGUUUAAUCAAAGAAAUAACAAUAGAUAUAAUGUAGCUUAGUUGGUUAUAAUGCUCUUUCUUCAUUUAAUUGAUCCAGGUUCGAACUCCAAUGAUAGCAUUUUUAAUAUAUAAAGAUAAAGUGGGCGCAAUGAUAAAAAUGUCCUUCCUACAAUCACUCUCAGGCCACGAAAUUUGAAAUGGGAGAAUUCUAACCCAUGUUUUGCCUUUAUAUAUCUCGUAGAUAGAUGUACUUGGUGUGUAUGAGUAUUAAGUUACCGGUCCUGCCCUAUUAUCAUCACUAAUUGUCGCCGGAUUGUAGGUGUUUGUUUGACCGGCGGUAAUCACAUGCUAUCUAUGGCUUGUGGGUUGGUAAGACUUUCAAACUUGUUGCUGCUAGGAGAGCAAAUAUGGCUUAGGUAUAAAUAGUAGUGAUAAUGAUGCAUCAAUUGGCUCUCGAUAUUUUAGUUGGUAAAAAAAUAAUUGUUCUGGACAGUAUAUUGCUAGAACUUCUCGAAUAGCAGGCAGGAAAGUAUAUAUUUUACUGGUUCAAACCAGUCAGAAUCAUAUUGAAUUAAAUAUAAUAAGUGUGAACACGGACUUAUAUGAUAGCGUACGCUAGUCCUAAUAUACAUACAACACAUUACGAUCGACAAAUACGAUUCGUUGGGUUUUUUUAAUUUAUCGAGAUUCGCGGUCAGUUUUUUUUUUUUUUUUACACCUGUGGCUGAUUAAUGACUUAAAACACAUUAAGAAGUUUCAUAACCAAUAGAUGAAGGAAUAUACUAAGUAAUUAGUUAGUUGUAGGCUACUUUCUCGUGAUCUCAUCAUAUCUAUUGAUGCAGAUAUAUACAACAUCACAUUAGAGGAAAUGAAAACGAACCAAUAGAUGAGAAUCUUACAAGAUAUAUAGAAUGUAAAUCCGGCAGUUCAUGUCGACGUGCUGUAACCACCACCGGAGGAAAGCACAUCCGCCAUCGUUCAUCAUUUCUGGGAAAACAACAGUCAGCAGCCCUCCAAACUAGGCCCUUCAAAGUUAAAACUGUAAGCUGAAGAACAGUGGAAACGAACCGGGGUGUGGAAGUGGAGCUAAUUUGACGUUGACACAUGCGCUCUCUCUCUCUCAAGAGGCCAAAGCGCAUUAGAGACCUGGUAAGAAAUACGCUUCUUCGAGUUACUUACGGUGAACGUAACUGGAUAGAUAGAAUGAAUUUUAGGGGUUGAGAGUAGAAAUUAGGGAUUUAGGGAAGAACAGAAAGAACGGCCUAAACCUUCCGGAGAGAGAGAUGGACGAGAUUUAGAGAGAAAGAGAUUAGGGUUUAGGGAUAUAAUUCUUCUAUUAAUCUUUGCUUAAUAGUAAAUGAAUGUCUGAAUAGGGUGUCAGUUUGGGUCGGGUUCGGUUACCCAAACCGAAACUCGAAAAAACCCGACAAUCCGAAACCGAAAUAACUGGAAACCGAACCCGAUAAGGACUUUCGGGUUCAUGUUACAAAAAACCCAAAAAUUUCUUAUCGAGUUCGGUUAAAGCAAAACCGAAACCCAAAAAUUUCUUAUCGGAUUCGAUUAAAGCAAAACCGAAACCCAAAAAUUUCUAACGAGACCUUUAGACUUGGACUGAUAUUCGUGGGCUAUAAAAAGGGGACCAAAAUAACGCAGAGACCACAGUUCCCAUUUUCCUCAUCCUGGACCUAAAGAAACAAUGGCCACUACUACUACCACUACUGUUUUCUCCUCCUCCUUCACCCUCUUUGCUGCAUCUCUAUCCUUCUUUCUUCUGCUUUCUUUGAACACUGCGAAUGGCGAUGGAACAUUUGGGGUUCAGCAGCAGCAUUUCUACACUGUUCAGCUCUCCUCGCUGUUUCCUUCCGACUCUUGCAGCCCUGCUCCUUCAACCAAAGGGCUGAACAAGCUGCCAGUGUUCCACAAACACGGGCCGUGCGCUGAGGCCCAACAACUCGUCACCUCUACAAACCAGCCCAAGCCCACCGCGGACGAAAUCCUUCUCCAGGACGAGUCCAGGGUCCGGAAAAUCCAGUCCAGGUCCAGAAAGUCCGACGUCAGGGUGACGGACUCCACCAGCAUCCCGGCAAAGGACGGCAGCACCGUCGGCUCCGGCAACUACAUCGUCACCGUGGGGCUCGGCACCCCGGCGAAGAAACUCUCCCUCAUAUUCGACACCGGAAGUGACGUCACGUGGACGCAAUGCCAGCCGUGCGUACGGUCUUGCUACCAGCAAAAGGAAAAGAUCUUCGACCCUUCCUCCUCCAAAACGUACCGAAACGUUUCCUGCGAGGCCGCCGCCUGCUCCGCCCUCGCUGCCGCCACCGGAAACAGGGGAUGUAGUGCCUCGACGUGCGUGUACGGGAUCCAAUACGGCGACACGUCGAUCUCCGCCGGUUUCUUCGCCAUUGAGAAACUGACGUUGACCAAAACCGACGUCUUCGACGAAUUCUACUUCGGGUGCGGCCAAAACAACAAAGGGAACUUCGGCGGCGCCGCCGGGCUGCUCGGGUUGGGCCGGAACCAGCUGUCGCUCGUCUCCCAGACCUCCGACAAGUACAAGAAGCUCUUCUCCUACUGCCUCCCUUCCUCCCCCAGCGGCACCGGAUUCCUCACCUUCGGCGGCGCCACCAAAUCGGCGGUGAAAUACACUCCCAUCGCCAGCGUCGCCGGCGGCGACAACUUCUACGGAGUCGGCAUCACGGCCAUCAGCGUCGGCGGCAAGAAGCUCCCCGUCGCCGCCUCCGUCUACUCCGCCGCCGGCGCCAUCAUCGACUCCGGCACCGUCAUCACCCGGCUCCCGCCGGCGGCGUACUCCGCGCUCCGGUCGGCGUUCAGGAAGCAGAUGUCGAAGUACCCAUUGGGCCAGGCGCUGUCGAUCCUCGACACGUGCUACGACCUCAGCAAGUUUAAGACUUUUGCGGUGCCCAAGAUCGGGUUCUUCUUCGCCGGCGGCGCGGAGGUGGACAUCGAUGCCGUCGGGAUUCUGUACGCCAACAAGCCGUCGCAGGUGUGCCUGGCGUUCGCCAGCAAUGGGGGGGCGAAGGACGUGGCGAUAUUCGGAAACGUGCAGCAGCAGACGCUGGAGGUGGUGUACGACGGCGCUGGCGGGAGGAUUGGGUUCGCCAGCGGCGGCUGCAAAUGAGGACUCGGAGCGACGUCGUAUUUCCCCCCGAUGAGCGAUGAAUGUCCCAAUUUAUUAGGGGACGAAGGAAUUAAGGUAGUAAUUUCGGAAUUGAGAAAUGUUAUAAAUAAUCUGAAUCAUCGAAAAGCUGAUUAAGGUAAUGGGGAAGCAAAUGGAGGAAGAAGAAAAACUCGAGCUUUACUCGUACUUUACCAUAUAGUCAUUAGACAUGGAGGUAGUAUGUCAUGGAUUUCUUGCUUUGCGAGAAACAACAAAGUGUACAAUAACUGCCGCAAUUUGAUUUAAGGAAUGAUGAAUAUGGAUUUAUGGCUUGUCUUCUUGUUAGUCUACAUAUUUACUAGCUUUUACUCUGGCCCUUGGCCGAAAGAGUUUCGCUUUAUCAUUAAUAUUCGUUAAUUUAUAAUUAUAUUUAAUAUAUUAAUCUGAUUCGUUGGUAGGACGAAUUUUAUUUUAUUUUAUUUUGAUAAAUAUCUUUCAUAUUUUUAAAUAAGUUGAGGUUUCUAAAAUAUUUAAUUCGUUAUUUCAUAGUAAUCUUUAUGGUAUUUGCUUAUUAUGACAUUACCGAUAAUGAGUUAAUAUGUACUUUAUUAUCAAGUCCUCCUAGUUUACUGUUGUGUAUUUUUUUUCAUAUCUUCGAAGAAAUUUGUGGAUUUUUU
Molecule: messenger RNA, 6651 nt
Organism: Linum trigynum
Lineage: Eukaryota; Viridiplantae; Streptophyta; Magnoliopsida; Malpighiales; Linaceae
Source: the annotation of a GenBank genome assembly